ACACAGGGAAAUCUAGAGCAAACCUCAGUUAACAAUAUUCCAACUUCAGAAGCAACCCCUGGAACAUUAGCCAAGCCAAUAUCUACAGGCUAUUCCACGACACAACUGUCAACAAAUGGAUCCUCAACCAGCAAAAGUGUCACAGAUCCAACCCGAUAUUCUGAAUCAAUGGCUACAACUGAUCCACUAAGCAAUGAACCAUUCAUUACAAUAUCCACUAUAGCAACUACAGACUCUUCAUUCACAUUCACUGAUGUGUCUUCUACAACAACGGAUACUGAUAAUAAUCAUAACCCAUCUUCAGGGAUAAAUUCUACUGCUACAGCAUCACAGCAGCAUAUGUCUGUAAACAAUACUCAGGUCUCCAUCACCUAUAGUACCAAAAGUCUGAUGAAUUCCACAGAAUCACUAGACACCAAGAAAGCUGUGAUGGCAUCAACUUCACUACCAGGAAACGCAUCUAUGAAUGAACGUCUUGCCUCUAUCAGUACUACAGAUAGUCCCACUUUCCCAACAAUCACCUCAAGUGAUCUUCUCAACACUGGUUAGCAACACAACUGAUGUAAACACGUCUACAUCAAAUAAUGUGACAAAACCCAUUUCAGCUACCACCACCACUGAACAAACCAGAGUAAGCAAUAUUCCUACUUCUAAAACAACCACUGAAACAUUAACCACGCCAAGAGCUACAAGCUACUCUACAGAAUACCUGUCAACUGCUGCCCAAGAACCAACAACUGGAAUGAAUUCUGCAGGCAACACUAAAAGCAUAAAUCCUAAAACAACUAGUGAAGACAUAUCGACUACAUUUGAAACACAUAGUGUGACCUCUGAGCCUUUUAAGACAACUCAUGUGGAUAAAGACAAUACUACUCCCAUCCUCAAUAACAACACACAGGGAAAUCUAGAGCAAACCUCAGUUAACAAUAUUCCCACUUCAGAUGCAACCCCUGGAACAUUAGCCAAGCCAAUAUCUACAGGCUAUUCCACGACACAACUGUCAACAAAUGGAUCCUCAACCAACAAAGGUGUCACAGAACCAACCCCAUAUUCUGAAUCAACGGCUACAACUGAUCCACUAGGCAAUGAACCAUUCAUUACAAUAUCCACUUUAGCAACUACAGACUCUUCAUCCACAUCCACUGAUGUGUCUUCUACAACAACGGAUGCUGCUAAUAAUCAUAACCCAUCUUCAGGGAUAAAUUCUACUGCUACAACAUCACAUUUGCUUGAGUCAGCAAACAAUACUCGAGUCUCCAACACCAAUAAUCCCAAUAGUCUAACGGUUCCCACAGAUACACCAUACAUCAAGACAACUGUGAUGGCACCAACUUCACUACCAAGAAACGCAUCUAUGAAUGAAAUUCUUGCAUCUAUCAGUACUACAGAUAGUCCCACUUACCCAACAAUCACCUCAAGUGAUCUUCUCAACACUGGUAGCAACACAACUGAUGUAAACACGUCUACACCAAAUAAUGUGACAAAAUCCAUUUCAGCUACCACCACCACUGAACAAACCAGAGUAAGCAAUAUUCCUACUUCUGAAACAUUAACCACGCCAAGAGCUACAAGCUACUCUACAGCACACCUGUCAACUGCUGCCCAAGAACCAACAACUGGAAUGAAUUCUGCAGCCAACACUAAAAGCAUAAAUCCUAAAACAACUAGUGAAGACAUAUCGACUACAUUUGAAACACAUAGUGUGACCUCUGAGCCUUUUAAGACAACUCAUGUGGAUAAAGACAAUACUACUCCCAUCCUCAAUAACAACACACAGGCAAAUCUAGAGCAAACCUCAGUUAACAAUAUUCCCACUUCAGAUGCAACCCCUGGAACAUUAGCCAAGCCAAUAUCUACAGGCUAUUCCACGACACAACUGUCAACAAAUGGAUCCUCAACCAACAAAGGUGUCACAGAACCAACCCCAUAUUCUGAAUCAAUGGCUACAACUGAUCCACUAGGCAAUGAACCAUUCAUUACAAUAUCCACUUUAGCAACUACAGACUCUUCAUCAACAUCCACUGAUGUGUCUCCUACAACAACGGAUACUGCUAAUAAUCAUAACCCAUCUUCAGGGAUAAAUUCUACUGCUACAAUGACAUCUAAAACAACGUCCAGCCCAGUUGCCAACUCUCUCCAAACUGAGGAAGCAGUUUCAAGACAAGCUGACUCCAACCCCAAACCUAUGGACACAUCCACAAUUUUUCCAACCACUCAAGAAAGCCAGACAACAUACAACAGCCCCUUAGACUCAUCUUCUAUGUCUCCAUCAUCUGCUCUCACAACUGUAAGAAAAGACUCCAAUUCAGUCCUUGUGUCCACCCCGUCAACAUUUGGGACAUCCACGUACAUUCAAACAGGGCUAGAUAAUGUUGAUUCAAAAGGAACAACAACCACAGACACCCUCGCAAACAACAAGGUACCUUCAACACCAACGGGUCAAACAAACUCGACAUCAUCCGGCAACACCGCUGGAGACGGAAACAUUGAUAUGUCUGUAAAGUCGGAAAGGGGCGUCAUUGUGUUUUUCCUAAACGAACCCAAUGUGCCUGAGUUUAAAACGAUCACCUUUAAUCACCCACUGGUACAACAAGCCACCAUUAUGACAACAGAUUCAAGUCCUUGAAGUGCUCUUGAC
Xyrauchen texanus (razorback sucker) is the source of this 2638-nucleotide messenger RNA. RefSeq names its product mucin-5AC. The coding region runs from base 467 to 2626 and encodes 719 amino acids. The transcript has 2 exons. The record is from RefSeq and is a predicted model, not a curated record. NCBI's taxonomy places the organism in Eukaryota, Metazoa, Chordata, Actinopteri, Cypriniformes, Catostomidae.